Lytechinus variegatus (green sea urchin) is the source of this 1769-nucleotide messenger RNA. Its product is annotated as tubulin beta chain. Lineage: Eukaryota; Metazoa; Echinodermata; Echinoidea; Temnopleuroida; Toxopneustidae. Gene Ontology annotation, cellular component: microtubule; cytoplasm. The record is from RefSeq and is a predicted model, not a curated record. Gene Ontology annotation, biological process: mitotic cell cycle; microtubule cytoskeleton organization. The transcript has 3 exons. Bases 114 to 1454 code for a protein of 446 amino acids. Gene Ontology annotation, molecular function: structural constituent of cytoskeleton; GTP binding; GTPase activity.
CACCUGUUGCACUGUUUGCAACAACAUUACUUUCUCACACCGGCAGGCCAGGGAGACUCUGUGCAGAUAAACUUCUCUUAAUUUUUCGUUACUCAGAAACAAACUAAUCAAAUAUGCGUGAAAUUGUUCAUAUUCAGGCUGGUCAGUGCGGUAACCAGAUCGGUGCCAAGUUCUGGGAAGUGAUCUCAGAUGAGCAUGGCAUCGACCCUACUGGUACCUACCAUGGAGACUCUGAUCUUCAGCUGGAGAGAAUCAACGUCUACUACAAUGAGGCUACGGGAGGCAAAUAUGUACCACGUGCCGUCCUCGUCGAUCUGGAGCCAGGUACCAUGGACUCCGUCCGCUCUGGACCUUUCGGACAGAUCUUCAGACCAGACAACUUUGUCUUUGGACAGAGUGGUGCUGGAAACAACUGGGCCAAGGGACAUUACACCGAAGGUGCUGAGCUUGUAGACUCUGUGCUUGAUGUUGUUCGCAAGGAGGCUGAGAGCUGUGAUUGUCUUCAGGGCUUCCAGCUUACACACUCCCUUGGAGGUGGUACCGGCUCUGGAAUGGGAACCCUCCUCAUCAGCAAGAUCCGUGAAGAGUACCCAGACCGCAUCAUGAACACAUUCAGCGUUGUGCCAUCACCCAAAGUAUCAGACACUGUUGUUGAACCAUACAACGCCACACUCUCAGUCCAUCAGUUGGUUGAGAACACAGACGAGACCUAUUGCAUUGACAAUGAAGCCCUCUACGAUAUCUGCUUCCGUACCCUCAAGCUGACCACACCCACUUACGGAGAUCUGAACCAUCUGGUCUCUGCCACCAUGAGUGGUGUCACCACCUGCCUCCGAUUCCCUGGCCAACUCAACGCUGAUCUCCGCAAACUUGCUGUCAACAUGGUUCCCUUCCCACGUCUUCACUUCUUCAUGCCUGGCUUUGCUCCUCUCACUAGCCGUGGCAGCCAGCAAUACCGUGCCUUGACCGUUCCAGAGCUCACCCAACAGAUGUUCGAUGCCAAGAACAUGAUGGCUGCCUGUGAUCCCCGUCAUGGACGUUACCUCACCGUUGCCGCCAUCUUCCGUGGCCGUAUGUCCAUGAAGGAGGUUGAUGAACAGAUGCUCAACGUACAGAACAAGAACAGCAGCUACUUCGUUGAAUGGAUCCCCAACAACGUCAAGACCGCUGUCUGUGACAUCCCACCACGUGGUCUGAAGAUGUCUGCCACUUUCAUCGGCAACAGCACUGCCAUCCAGGAGCUCUUCAAGCGUAUCUCUGAGCAGUUCACCGCUAUGUUCAGGAGAAAGGCUUUCCUUCAUUGGUACACUGGUGAGGGUAUGGACGAGAUGGAGUUCACUGAGGCUGAGAGCAACAUGAAUGACUUGGUUUCUGAGUACCAACAGUACCAGGAUGCCACCGCUGAGGAGGAGGGAGAGUUUGACGAGGAGGAAGGCGAUGAGGAGGCUGCUUAAAUCUGAAAUAAGCCAAAUCUGACCAAAGACUUUAUAUAGUCAAUCAUUUCUACAUUCCAUUUUUCUAAUCCUUUCAUUGUCCAUUUUGUAAGAUGUUUCGGAAAGUGAAUCUGCAGCUGCAUUUCAGUCAGACUUCCAUUACUUUACAUGUGACUUUCUAAACUCAAAUUCAACUCGAUCAUGGGUAUUCAAGAAUUAAUCUACAAUCACAUUUUUUGGUAAUGUUAUGUCUUAUGACUCUCAUGUGGAAGAAAGAUGGAAAAGUCCUUGAAAUAUUAUGAUGAAAAUAUUAAAUAAAUGUGCAUAUAUUAUUUA